GUCAUCUGAAUCGGAGGUUUCGUUUUUGUGUGGGUUUAUAAUUUACCAUACUCUUACUAAAAGUGUGAUUAUGUAUAUAAUUCUAGCAUAACCGAAUUAUUAAAAAUAAUAUUAAGUCACAGUUUAUCAUUACUCCCACUCAAAACCGCUUCAUAUCUCUAACAUGUAGGUUCCUGUAGCUAAGAUAACUGAAACCGAGCAGUAUUUGGUUUUCAAAGUGUUACCCAGCAGGACAAAACUAAUUUUUGUUCAAAUAAUUAUAUCUCACAAUGAACCCGACGGCCACCAUAUGUUUUACUUUAUUUAUUUUAAUGUUUUCAAUCAACGUUAGAGUGUGCGUAUCGCAAUAUAAUAAACCAUGGACUGAUAAAUACGAAAAUAAUAAGUGCCCUAAGUUGUAUCCAAAGAAUUUUUUGAAUUACAUGCCAGUUGGUAAUCUGACAGCUGGGAACUAUACAGAAAAGCCUAAUUUGAAGGGCUUGAAGCAGUGUGUGAUGGAAUGCUGCCUGACAGAUACAUGCAACAUUGUGUUCAUCUAUGACCUGAGGUGUUUCCAUGUGGAAUGUGUGAGUGAUGAGCUGUGCCUGCCACUGCAGAGGACCGGGAGCCGCAAGUGGGAGGCCUCACAUGUGUCCAUGAUACUUGUCAAACCUGUAUUACCCAAUGAGAACUGGUCUGAUAUAUUGGAUCAAUCUAGUUACAGACAAGUAAACAACAACUUCUCACCUGAAGAAGAGUCUAUAUAUUCUCCAUACACAAGCAGCCAUAAUGAACUCCUUAAUGAUGAUGAGGAAUCAAACUUCUUAUCACAUUUCAUCAACAAUUUACCAACAAUGGAUGAUGAUGAGGCCAGAAACUUUGAGAAAUAUAGAGACAAUAAUGACAGUGAUAUGAUUAUGGAUACAACUAACUUCCUAGAGAAAAUACCCUGUGUGGUUGGAACUGGUGAUUGCCCCUUUAAUUCUGAGUGUAUCCCAUUGGGUUUGAAGCUGAGAAAUGGUAUUUGUAAGUGUGUUCCCGGUACAGAGGAGAAUGCUCAAGGGUCCUGUGUCCAAACAAUGAGACCAUUCUCAAAGGGUCCCACAAUACCUGUUGAUUCUAUUAAGAAAUCAGAUGAAACUGAACCUAAGAAUGAUGCCACAAAAACUGAAACCUCUUCACCUAAAUCUAUUCAAACCUUAACUGUGUCAAUACUGUCAAAACAGGUACAACUGCCAGAUAAUGAAGUUACUCUAGCAGCAUAUACUAUUCCUGAUGAGAAAGCAACAAUGAGCCAUUACAAUUAUGUUUGGACUCUUGUUGACCAGCCCAAAGGUGGAUUCACAGGCAACAUGAAUCAGAAUGGAGCAAAGGUGACCUUAACAGAUUUAACGGAAGGCCAGUACCGGUUUAAAGUGACAGUAAACGCAACAAACUUCUACGGCGAGGGUUUCGCUAACGUGACUGUAUUGCCGCCUCAUCGCGUCAACACGGCACCACUUGUUGUCAUCACACCACAAACGCAGACUGUGAAGCUGCCCAACACAGUCGCGGUUCUUGACGGGAGCGCUAGUAAGGAUGAUGACUUUAUUAUAUCUUGGCAUUGGGACCUAACGUCGGGCCCUAUUGGCUAUCAACCUCCUUUACAAGAUGGAGCUACCCUAGUUCUGAACGACUUGAAGCAGCCAGGCAACUAUACCUUCAAACUGACUGUGGAAGAUUCAGACCAUGUGAAAAACUCGACAACGGCUAACAUCACUGUGUUGAACCACACGGAUUAUCCACCUGAAGCUAAUGCAGGACAAGAUGUGAUCAUAUAUUUGCCUAACAAUAACCUCACAUUAAAUGGGAGCCUUUCAACUGAUGACCAUGAGAUCACUUCAUGGGAAUGGACGAAAUCCGCUGAAGAUGAAAAUAAGGCCGUGGACAUGCAAAAUACACAUUCUCCAUAUUUACAACUAUCGAAUCUAUCGGAGGGCGUUUAUACGUUCGUAUUGAAAGUGACGGACUCAUCGGGCCAGUCGUCCACAGCUGACGUGCACGUGUUCGUCAAGCCCCCUACCAACACGCCGCCCAUCGCCGACGCGGGAUCUGAUGUGUUCAUAUCACUGCCUCAAACGUGGAUCACACUGAACGGUUCCGCGUCGCACGAUGACCAUAGGAUAGUCGCGUACACAUGGCGUUGUCUCUCCGGCCCUACUAACUCUAACAUUAUAAACUUUAACGAGUCUGUCGCCAACGCUACGUCCCUCACAAAAGGACAAUACGUUUUCUCACUGACUGUACUCGACGAUAAUGGGAACUCGGCGUAUGAUAAUGUCACCGUUACAGUCACUCAAAACAAGAACAGUCCGCCUAAAGCUGACGCUGGGGGCGAUCAAGUACUAAACUUGCCGGUUGCUGUACUUAUACUGAAUGGAUCCAAGUCUUCGGAUGACUUCCGCAUCGUGUCUUGGAAGUGGGCACGGUCGCCGUCUGGCCUCGCCGCUGGGACUGUUAUACUAAACUCGGACACACAACCAGUACUCAUGCUUACGAACAUAGAGGCAGGAAGAUACGUUUUCGAGUUGACCGUAACAGACGACCAGGGCGAGUCAGACAAAGACACAGUGAGUGUGCAAGUCAAACCUGACCCCUUAGAGAUGAACCUCAUGGAACUGACGUUAAACAUCCCUAUAUCGACAUUCACUCAAGGACAACUCGACUCGCUCGUGCAAAAGUUGACGCUACUCCUCAAAGACGACAUCAGAGUCAACGUGACCCAGGUCCACGGGCAAAUUGAUUCGGGAAAUACGCAGCUGAUUUUCUUCUUGUCUGAACAGGGCGCGGCGGUGGCGGGCCCGCGCGCGCUGCAGGCGGUGCGCGAGGUGGGCGCGGGCGCGUGGCUGCCGUGGGGCGGCGCGCGCGUGCGCUCGCUGCGCUGCCUGAGCACGUGCUCGGGCCGCGGCGUGUGCGACCACGCCUCGCGCACAUGCCGCUGCGACGCCUUUUGGAUGCAGAGCCUGCUGGCGCAGCUCGACCCCGACGCCAUGCCCGACUGCGAGUGGUCGGUAGUGUACGCGAGCCUGGGCGGCGUGGCGGCGCUGUGCGCGGCGUGCGCGGGCGUGGCGGGCGCCGUGCGCGCCGCGCGCCGCGUGUGUGCGCCGCGCAAGCCCCGCCAGCGCCCCAAGUACCGCCUGCUGCCGCUCGCCGACACCGAGGACAAGCCGUUCACCAGCAAGGAUGUAUCAGAAUCGGAAACUGACUCGGACGUUCUAUUCGAGACGAAAAGCAAGACGACAACGUUCGCGACCCGAGCCAUGAACGGCGAGGCGUCGCAAGGCAACGGCUGGAAGAAGAACGGCCAUUACAAGACAUCGCGCAAAGUGAAGACGUAGCUCAUUGCCUUACGCCUGAGCUGUCUACGAAUCAGGACAGCUCUCGGUAAAUGUAAGUAGUAGAAACCAGUCCUGAAAAAAGACAUUUUACAGACACCAUAUUCCAGUUGAAACAAUGCAAAUUGUGACUUAGAUAGUAUAGAACAAAUGCUAGCGUAUUAUUGUAAUUGCCUAAAGUACACGGUGUUGCCACAAAACUAACAAAUUACUCACAAACGAUGCUUAGUGAUGUUCUUAAAUGUCUAUUCAUCUACAGCCAGAUACAACACAACCUAUAGUAAUUUCAAUUGAGUGACGUUUGCCAAUAUGAGUAUGUAACGUAAGUAUUGUUGCACUUACGCAAGCAGUUACGCCCAUUACUAGAAAUGUUCGAUGUAUAAUGAAUUAUUUUAAAGAAAUACUUGUUAGUUAAACAAUUACCGACAUUUCUGUCCCUUUAUUUGUCUCAUGGGAGAUGAUCAUGUAUAGUAUUAAUGAGUGUAAGUGUAUAAAUUAUAUGUUUUGUGGUGCCACCAUUUAUGCUUAGAGAAUAAGAUAGUAUACCAGUGCAUGUCUCGUACUAAAAUACUUAAUGUAUUUAGUUGUAAGUAGUGAAAUUUGUUUUUCUUACACAACUCUGAUGAAUAAGCAAAACCUUUUUAGUUGUUUUCUUAUUCAAUGAAAAUCACUUUCUGUCUAUGGUGCACUUACUAUGCUUUAUUUAUACUUAAGUAUAUUUAAAAAGAAAAUAAAGAUGAGCCCUUUUUAAUAUUCCGGUCAAGAUAACUAAAUAGAUAUCUUACAAAUAGAAUAUGAUAAACCGUCAGAAGCUAUUAUAAGAUACAUUAAAAAUAUUUUGCGUAGAUUUUUCUCAUUAUAAUGGCUAUGAAUACUAGUAUACUUAAAGGUAGAUCGUAGCAGCUAGAUUAGGAACGUUUUAUAUAAACUUAACAUGAGUGGGGUAACUAUACAGUUAGUUAUAAGAGUAGUAGUUAGUUAUGAGAGUCCCCCAUAAGUACUAAAAUAUUGUUAUCAUUGAAAUGACCAUCGAAAGCACAAAAUCAUUUAUCAAUAACAGUAGUAUCGUCUAGAAUGACAUUUGUCGAAAAUUAAUAAAUAGUUAUUCUAUUUAAAAUAUGUAUUGUCGUAAUUUAAUAUAUUUUUUGUAACUAAAUGUAGAUUGGAUUUAGAAUGUCCAAACCUGUUAUGGUUCGAAAUGUGUGUUCUGCAUAAGUGUUUAAAGGAAGGUAACCAAAAUCGUUUUAUAAAUCCACAAGGCAAAGAUGUAUUUAACAGAAUUCUCUACUAAAGUAGUAUAAGAAAUAGUUUUAUUUACAAUGCUGUAGCUCGUUGUGGAAGGUUAGUUAUGAUAAUAUUUUAUUUACUAACAUUGUAUAUUCAUACGUAUUUACUUAAUUAUUAUUAUUUAUUGAAGCUAUUUUAUUUUAUUGAGAUCUUUUAUGGUAAAUAUUUUAAUAUAAGACUAUGUUAUUGCAAUGCUGAAUAGAAGAGCGGCAUAAGGCAAACUCAAAAAAAUAUAUGCUUAAUCAUCUGUUAUAGAUGUUAGAUUCAACAGAUGAUUAUGAUGAUUAAUAAUAAGUUACAAAUGAAAGCUAUCAUAUAAGCUACAAUAUUUUUAUCUGUUUUAAGUAAUACAAAUAAGUAUAAAUAAAUUGCGCUAGUAAAUCAUGAAGAAAAUCAUUCCUUUUGAAAACAGCAAGCAAGUUGGAACGUAUCCGUAUUUAUACUUAAGGAUAGUAAAUCUUUUAAGUAUAAAUACAGAAAACUGUACAUUACUAUUAAGUACCUAUAAUUGUAACGUACUCAAGAUUUAAUUCAUACAUUGGACAUGGAUCUUGUUAUUGUAGUUACAAUAUCUUAUCUUAAAAGCACAGAUUGAUUUAAUUACUGAUCGAAUCAAAACGAUUUACCCUUUUUCCUGCAGCCACCUCCGUAAUCAGAGAUAAAGGUAAUCUUAAAUAUCGUUCAUAGUUCAUUGAAGAUACGAUACGAUUAUUUGUCUAAUAUUUACCGAAAACAACAAAAUAUUUGCCUUAUUUUAAGUUCUAAAUUAUAAUUAUAGUAUUAUUACAAAUUUGUAUUUGUUGUAUUGUAAAUAAUGUGAUUGCUAUUAUAGAGAGGUAGUAUCUACAGUAAGACGAUACGUGAGCAGUCUUUUUAAGUUAUAAACUUUUGCAUAAUUGUUUAAUCUAGUCGUAAUAAGUGAUAAUAUUAUUAUUGAUGGCACACUUACCUAAGUACGUUUUGUCUAUGUAAUUUGUUUACUGUGAUUUUGACAAGUAUUUUACAUACAAUAUGAGUGUACUUAAUUUGUUCGUAAAUAAAAUCGCAUUUAUGCUUUA
Messenger RNA from Trichoplusia ni (cabbage looper), 5698 nucleotides. RefSeq names its product dyslexia-associated protein KIAA0319. Bases 270 to 3356 code for a protein of 1028 amino acids. Gene Ontology annotation, cellular component: plasma membrane; cytoplasmic vesicle. The transcript has 14 exons. NCBI's taxonomy places the organism in Eukaryota, Metazoa, Arthropoda, Insecta, Lepidoptera, Noctuidae. The record is from RefSeq and is a predicted model, not a curated record.